CACCAUGUGGACGGAUGUUUAUCAGAACUUCGUGUGUUCAGAUCAGAUCCUUGUUCUGUUAAGGUUCUGAGUGGUCCAAUCUAGAUGUGACCAAACAAACAUCUCUGAACUCUUGACCUAAAGGAACUGGACCUGAGUGGAGUCACUGACCUUCCCUCCAUCCAGGACCUCUACAGAUCUAGAGACAUGAAAAUGGACGCUAACGCCUCUGCAGAUCCCACACAUGCUGGACAUGACUUUUACCUUCAGAUGCACACUACAGAGACAGCUUCUUCUGAUGGACACAAUAAACACCCUAGACCACAAGGAUCAAACUCCUGGCCAAAUUUGGCCCCCCAUAACUUUAUGAGGCCCUCUCGAGUCUGGAGGGCCUCAUAAAUUGAACCUUAAGAUAACAGUUGUGUGCUUAAAUAUUAUUUUAUCAGUCAAAUCAAAUCAGUUGUCAUUUGUAUUGGACCAAAUUACAUUAUGUGAAAACAAAGUGGCAAUCGAACACAGGGAAAGGUAAUAUUUUAACAGUUUUAUCGGUUAUUUUUAUCAGUACAUUCUGCCACAACUGGUUCUUUACGGACAUUCAUGAUGUUGAUGCGGCCGAAAAGAAAAUGCCACAUCCCCGGUCUUACAGAAAAAGUUGUUGGCUACUCUGCUGUGGAACUAAAUAAGCUUGUCCACUGCUCUAACUUGUCUUUUUUAUUUUGUUAAAAAUUCCUACAUGUACUGUUUCUUAUAUCUAUUAUUUUAUUUCCUCUACAGUUUAUAUUUUACACUUAAUGUCUUCAAACCGAAGUCAGAUUCCUUGUUGGUGUACACAAUCAUGGCCAGUAAACUGAUUCUGUAUUCAAAUCCCACUCAAAAUGUGAAUCACCUUUGGCACUGCUGGCUUUCCAUACAGGGCAACAUAUUAAAUGGCAUCCAUGUGAUGUGGAUUUGUUUCCUGUUACAUUUAAAUUAAAUCGUCAACAGCUUUAUGUUACAGACGUCAAAACAUGUAGAUUAAGAUCAAAUGUGCAACUGAAAGUGAUAAAAUGUUUGUCAGAAGUGGGAUUCGAACCCACGCCUCCAGAGGAGACUGCGACCUGAACGCAGCGCCUUAGACCGCUCGGCCAUCCUGACAUCAUGACAACACACAGACAACCGGCAGGAUUUAAACAACGUCAGCCCGUCACUGCGAGCCACCGUUAUACUUCACGUUUUCUACUUUAUGGAGCCGAUUGUCAAAGCGGAUACGAAAUCGCCUCUACGGCUCAAUGUUCAGGUAAAAUCUCGUAGCGAAAAAGUUGGGUAGGAAAAGCUACAAUGUUACGAAAAGAUCGGCUACCCCCCACUGGGUGGGUCAGGAUCACGAGCUGGAUCAUGUUCGGACAUGUUGGUAUGUCUGGCUAGGUCACACCCUAAAUUUGGAUUUUUUUUGGACCGGUUUAGUUCCCCCUUGCGUCAGCUGCGUCAGUUUCGUUUUCCUUUCAUCGUCGCUAUUAACUAAAAGCAGCGGAAGAAGAAGAGUUUCGGUUCUGCGUGGUACCGAAAGGAAGAGAACACCUUCGUCGGACUGAAACGGCUCCUGAACAAUUUGGACCACAGACACAAUGAACCAAGCUGCUCCGAGGCAGCGACCCGUCAUCCCGCAGGUCCGGUACCACCCAUCCAUUCAGAUGGCAGGAAGUGGAACCACAGCCGGUGCUACUCGCCGUCCUCAGACCAGAACUCAACCUAAAAUGGUCCAGAAGAACCAGAACUCCAACGGAACCGGUUCGGCUGGGGCGCACAGACCACCUGACAAUGAUCCAGGUCCAACUGCAGAUCAAGCAUCAAGCAAACAGGGUCAGAGGUCCAGACCAGGUGCUGCUCGCCACCCUCAGACCAGAACUGAGCCCAGAGUGGUCCAGAAGAACCAGGACUCCAGCAGGACCGGUCCAUGUCUCAACAAAGGACCAGAACCCAAGAGGGAUCUGGGUUCUGCUGAAGACAAAGCUCCUCCCACACCAAACCAGGUCCCGCUGGACCCAAGGGCCAAACUGGACCGAAACCUGCUGCAGCAGGUGGAGGUUCUGACCCGUGGACAGAGCACCAACCAGGACUGGUUCCACUGGAGGAAGAACCGGAUCACAGCCUCCGUGGCCCAUCGCAUCGCUCACUCCAGGUUUGUCAACGGCAAGAGCAAAGCUCCACCCCCUUCGUACCUGGCUGCCAUCACAGGCGAGGGGCCAAAAGUCCAGACCAGAGCCAUGAGCUGGGGCAUCGAGAUGGAGGCCGAGGUCGUCCACAGGUACCAGACUCUGAAGUCGGCGGCGCUGGGCCGACCCGUCCGGGUUCUGGAGUGCGGCCUGUUCAUCGACGGCCAGCGGCCCUGGCUGGCGGCCAGCCCUGACGGCAUCGUGGUGGACGCGCAGAGCGGCCGCAGGCUGCUCUGUCUGGAGGUCAAAUGUCCCUACAAACACCGGCACCGGAGCGUGGAGGACGCCUGCAGGGACGACCCGUACUUCUGCCUGCAGCUGGACGGGGACACACCUGGACAGGCUCCAGUUUACGCCCUGAAGAAGUCCCAUAGCUACUUCACGCAGAUCCAGGUCCAGCUGGCUGUCACAGGCCUGGACCGGGCCGACCUGGUCGUCUUCACUCUGAAGGAGACAGCUAUUGUCCCUGUGACCUUUGACCCCGACCUGUGGGACGAGACUGUGUCCAAGCUGGAGGUCUUCUACCGGGACGCCGUCCUCCCUCACCUCAGACAAAAAAUGCAGCGGAACGCAGCCGCAGGGCCAGAACUGUAGAAACAGGACGAUCCAAACAAAAGUGGUCUCCUGUACACGUCCUGUCCUCUGAGGACGGAUAUGUUCUGGUUCUGAGGGGGGUAGAGGACGCAGGUCAUUUUUUAAGAUACUGGUUCAGUUCAGAUUAAACAGGUUGGACUUCUGAGGAACCCGAUCUUCUAAGUCCAGUUUGUUCAACAUCGUCCAACCAGAGACAGACAGAACCCUGAUGAGCUUCAGGAUCAGAACCAAUCCAAACGUUGCCAACUGGAUCAGCUCACACUUCCUCAUAUCGGACCUUUUUCUGUAGUGGGUUCAGGGUUCCGAAAAUAAAUUAAUUUUAUAUGAA
Molecule: messenger RNA, 3093 nt
Organism: Poecilia reticulata (guppy)
Lineage: Eukaryota; Metazoa; Chordata; Actinopteri; Cyprinodontiformes; Poeciliidae
Source: RefSeq, a predicted model, not a curated record